Molecule: messenger RNA, 2569 nt
Organism: Piliocolobus tephrosceles (Ugandan red Colobus)
Lineage: Eukaryota; Metazoa; Chordata; Mammalia; Primates; Cercopithecidae
Gene: SGSH
Product: N-sulfoglucosamine sulfohydrolase
Exons: 7
Coding region: 79-1872 (597 amino acids)
Biological process (GO): heparan sulfate proteoglycan catabolic process; glycosaminoglycan catabolic process
Molecular function (GO): N-sulfoglucosamine sulfohydrolase activity
Source: RefSeq, a predicted model, not a curated record
GCGGGGCGGGGCGGGGGCGGGGCCGAGCGAGAGACCAGAGCCGGAGCGGGAGCCCGAGCCGCCGCCGCCGCCGCCGCCAUGCGCCGGCCUGGGCCCACGUGCUGCGCGCUGCUGCUAGUCCUGGGGCUCUGCCGGGCGCGCCUCCGGAACGCACUGCUGCUCCUCGCGGAUGACGGAGGCUUUGAGAGUGGUGCGUACAACAACAGCGCCAUCGCCACCCCGCACCUGGACGCCUUGGCCCGCCGCAGUCUGCUCUUCCACAACGCCUUCACCUCGGUCAGCAGCUGCUCUCCCAGCCGCGCCAGCCUCCUCACUGGCCUGCCCCAGCAUCAGAAUGGGAUGUACGGGCUGCACCAGGAUGUGCACCACUUCAACUCCUUCGACAAGGUGCAGAGCCUGCCGCUGCUGCUCAGCCAAGCUGGUGUGCGCACAGGCAUCAUCGGGAAGAAGCAUGUGGGGCCGGAGGCCGUGUACCCGUUUGACUUUGCUUACACGGAGGAGAACGGCUCCGUCCUCCAGGUGGGACGGAACAUCACCAGAAUUAAGCUCCUCGUCCGGAAAUUCCUGCAGACUCAGGACGACCGGUAUGAGUCGGGGCCCCUGCCCCUUCCCCCUGGCAGCUGGUCCCAGAGCACAGCCUGGAGUCUUCAAGCGGGAUGCAUGGGCCCCCACGUGGCUGGAAUGGGGGCAGGGAGAAGGUUCCAGGUACUUGAAUUAGCCUGGUCAGAGGGAGAAGAGACCUGGGGAAACCAAGGCAGUGAGGGUCACAGAUUGACUCCCAGAUACAGAGGAGGAGGCAGAGCCGAGGGGCUUCCUGUGCCAGGCGGCAUUGGCCCCACAGCCUUGGCAAUGAGCCCCCUCCCGUGCAGGCCUUUCUUCCUCUACAUUGCCUUCCAUGAUCCCCACCGCUGCGGGCACUCCCAGCCCCAGUACGGAACCUUCUGUGAGAAGUUUGGCAACGGAGAGAGCGGCAUGGGUCGUAUCCCAGACUGGACGCCCCAGGCCUAUGACCCACUGGACGUGCUGGUGCCUUACUUCGUUCCCAACACCCCGGCAGCCCGAGCCGACCUUGCCGCUCAGUACACCACCAUCGGCCGCAUGGACCAAGGAGUUGGACUUGUGCUCCAGGAGCUGCGUGAUGUGGGUGUCCUGAACGACACACUGGUGAUCUUCACAUCCGACAACGGGAUCCCCUUCCCCAGCGGCAGGACCAACCUGUACUGGCCGGGCACUGCUGAACCCUUACUGGUGUCAUCCCCGGAGCACCCAAAACGCUGGGGCCAAGUCAGCGAGGCCUACGUGAGCCUCCUAGACCUCACGCCCACCAUCUUGGAUUGGUUCUCCGUCCCGUACCCCAGCUACGCCAUCUUUGGCUCGAAGACCAUCCACCUCACUGGCCGGUCCCUCCUGCCAGCGCUGGAGGCCGAGCCCCUCUGGGCCACCGUCUUUGGCAGCCAGAGCCACCACGAGGUCACCAUGUCCUACCCCAUGCGCUCCGUGCAGCACCGGAACUUCCGCCUCGUGCACAACCUCAACUUCAAGAUGCCCUUUCCCAUCGACCAGGAUUUCUACGUCUCACCCACCUUCCAGGACCUCCUGAACCGCACCACAGCUGGCCAGCCCACAGGCUGGUACAAGGACCUCCAUCAUUACUACUACCGGGCGCGCUGGGAACUCUACGACCAGAGCCGGGACCCCCACGAGACCCAGAACCUGGCUGCCGACCCGCGCUUUGCCCAGGUGCUGGAGAUGCUUCGGGCCCAGCUGACCAAGUGGCAGUGGGAGACCCACGACCCCUGGGUGUGUGCCCCCGACGGCGUCCUGGAGGAGAAGCUCUCUCCCCAGUGCCAGCCCCUCCACAACGAGCUGUGACCAUCCCAGGAGGCCUGUGCACACAUCUCAGGCAUGUCCCUGUGGCCGGCCAGCCUGGGGAGCACUCACAACAGCCCUUCCGUCUACACUCCCGUCCAAGGAGGGUUCUUCCUUCCUGUGGGGUCACUCCUGCCCGUGCCUGGAGGGGGACCAGAGCAUGUGCCCAGCCCCUCCACCACCGGGGCACUGCCAUCACAGCAGACGACACGGCCGUCCUCGUGUCUGAACCAUGUCCCGGCACAGGAAUUCUAGACGUGUGUGAUCUGUGGACAGGACGGCACCCCCAGCCCAUGACAAGGGAGUCUUGUUUUCUGGCUUGGUUUGGGGACCUGCAAAUGGGAGGCUUGAGGCCCUCUUUAGGCUUUGGCAGCCACAGAUACGUACGAGCCCUUCCCGGAGAGCAGGCAAGGGCUUCGGUGCCGUGUGGGCAGUACACAGGUCCCACCCACACUCACCUGGGGGCACGGCGCCUGGCUCUUACCAGCGUCUGGCCUAGAGGAAGCCUUUCAACCGUCUGUGGGCAGGUUUCUGCUUCUGUGUUGCCCCACGGUCAAGUACCUGGUCCCCAGGCAGGUUUCAGCUGAUUGGCGGCAGGCUCCCUGAGUGAUGAGCUUGAACCUGUGGUGUUUCUGGGCAGAAGCUUAUCUUUUUUGAGAGUGUCCUAAUUCUUGGGUGGCACUGGCAUUGCUGGGUGGCG